Fusarium odoratissimum NRRL 54006 is the source of this 2766-nucleotide messenger RNA. RefSeq names its product methionyl-tRNA formyltransferase. The coding region runs from base 49 to 1161 and encodes 370 amino acids. The transcript is spliced from 4 exons. The record is from RefSeq and is a predicted model, not a curated record. Gene Ontology annotation, biological process: biosynthetic process; conversion of methionyl-tRNA to N-formyl-methionyl-tRNA. Gene Ontology annotation, molecular function: methionyl-tRNA formyltransferase activity. Gene Ontology annotation, cellular component: mitochondrion. NCBI's taxonomy places the organism in Eukaryota, Fungi, Ascomycota, Sordariomycetes, Hypocreales, Nectriaceae.
CGACAAGUUACGAAGAAAUUUAAAGUGGUUCAAUACUAAACUGAGAGCAUGAUUCUAUUCAGCGUUGCCAAAUCCAGAUCAUUGCUCGAUGUGCAAAUUCCUCCAUGGCGAAGGCUCUUCUCGCAAAGUGUGCCUCGAAACUCGUCAGACCCAUUGCGCAUUCUUUUCUGCGGAUCCGACGAGUUCAGCUGCGCAUCUCUGAAAGCUCUUCAUGAAGAGCAUCGCCACAAUGAGAAGCUUGUAGAGUCGUUGGAUGUUAUGGUUUUGCCGCCAAGACGCAUGGGAAGAGGUUUCAAAACACUGAGAGAAGUACCUUGUAAGUUGCUGGCAGAAAAUUUGAGAUUGAAUAUUCACCAGCGCAAAACCUUCACAGGAUGGGAUCUCCCUGAAGGAACAAAUCUUGUGAUAGCAGUGUCCUUCGGACUAUUCGUCCCGCCCAGAAUCUUAACUUCGGCCAAAUACGGCGGACUCAACGUGCAUCCUUCUCUGCUCCCUGAUCUUCGUGGGCCUGCUCCCAUCCACCAUGCGAUUCUCAAAGGAUAUGACUACACGGGAAUCUCAUUACAAACACUAGACCACAGAAUCUUCGAUCAUGGAACUAUACUGUCUCAAACCUCCCGUCCCGGAAUAUCGAUACCUCCAGGCUGCACCGUCCAAGAACUGACAAGCCUCCUGGCACCAAUUGGAGCGCAAAUGUUAAUUCAAGGUCUACGAGAUGGAGUCUAUGUGCCGCCUCGCCAGAAUACAGGAUGGAUAGCAGAAGAGCUGAGCGACGAGCAGCUCGUCCACGCGCCCAAGGUCACAAAGGCUGAUGGACAUAUAAAAUGGACUAAGUGGACAGGGGAUGACAUUGUGCGAAGGGUACGAGUUCUUGGGUCUGUAUGGACUCAUGCUGUCAACAAGAAGGGAGAUAAAAAGCGUUUAAUUUUCCAAGAUGCUGAGACCAUAUCCUCAAAGGAUAUCGGGAAUCAUGGAGCAAAAGUCCGCCUCCUUGAGGACACUGGGGUUGUCUUGGAGACUCUGAUUUGGGAUCAAGGCGAUGGCAGCUGUGCUAUACGCACUCUGGACGACAGCGUAAUUCGUGUGAAGAAGAUUAAGGAGGAAGGGAAGUCACAGCGUGAUGCAAUGGCGGGACUGAGGGGUUACCUCGCUGAUGACUAAAUCUAGGCCUAGGCUUUGAGAUCUAUUAUGUUUAUCAACAUUGAAGUCGGGCUUUUUGUCGUGUCAUGAGGAAAGGUAUGGUUCGUGCCAUGGUAGCAUAAGUCGUUCAGUUUUCUCCGCCUAUCCACUUCGUAUGACACUUAGAGGGUAUGGUUCAACUCCUAGUUCCUUUCCAACCUCCAUGUCAAGUCUCAACGACUCAUGCAAGUCUUGUCCGAAUCCAUUCUGCCCAUUUGCAGAGAUCCUCCAUAUAUUCUAGCAGCUUGCCCAAAUCUGCCCGCGUAAGUUCUUUGUCCUUCAUUCUACUAUCGUCGCCACGAGGAAUGACAUUCUCCUCGACGACUUCCACAAUUCCAUCCUCGAGUACCUUUAAGGUAAUAUUGGCAGUGGAAUUUCGGAAUGGGAAGACAACUUGAAGGUGUGGAAUCGGAUGAACCCACAGGGUAACGUCAAGCUUGACCUCCGGCACAGCAGAGGGAUGCUCGUCGGUCACAGAAGUUGAUUUCAUAAAAUCCGCCAACUCAUCUCUGGUAGUUAGAUUGGAUUUCGGCACCGGCGCUGCGGUGUUUCCUUGCUUGGGUAAUCUCUCAACUUCGUUCGUCUGUGAUCCAAAGCUGUUCUCUAGCAAAGUUGCGACAAAAGCAUACUGUCGAAGCAGGGGGAGCAUUUCGAUAAGCUGCUGAGGAUGAGAGAAUGGAAUUUCAGUCACCACUUGUGAAUAUAUUUGCUUAUAGAUAUACAAUGUGUUCUGAUGAGGCUUAAUGAUAGCUUUCUGAUCUUUGUCGUAGAUGCGGACAUCACGGCUGCGAGAGAUUGCCCGGAGCUCGCUAGGGUCCUGAGCACUUCCAGGGGGAAUAGGGAAGAAAAGGCUGUCGAAAGUUGGGGAGUACCCAAACAAUGGGUUUGCGUUAACGUUGGCGUAUGAGUGCAACCGGAGCCAGUCGUUCUGGGGCAGGAUGACAGGAGGGUCAAAGGUGGCAACGAACAUAACCUGUGGCACCCUGGCUGUUGAGAGAUCUGGCUGGAGCAUCUCCAUGCUAGCAUCCUUGUUUUCUUCUGAGUGCGGAAGCACGACGUUAUCGGGUUCCUGCCAGUCCAGAUUGGGACGCUUAGGGUCCAUCGAGGGCUCUGCCUUCACCACAUCCUUGGAGAUCCAGUCCUCAGAGACUCGAACAGGCAUGUGACCCAUGCCUCCUGUUGAAGCACACCCAAUGAGAAGAGACCAGACCGGUUCAUGAGAAGAAGUGAAUGAAGCCAUCUUAGUGUUGGUUGGCUGUACGAGGCGAAGGGCCUUCCAGUACUGGAGCGCGAGGCCCACUCGGUCUUUUGAAUGCAUAACGGGGUAGCCAUGUCGCGUGCACAUCGCCAUGGUAGACAGUUCACUGUCCGGCUUGCCACCCAUUCCGGGUUCAUCACGAAGCCGAGCAACAUCCCAUUUGUGAAGCCUUUCUAAGCUCACAUAAAUACCAGCCAAUGCCUCAUGACAGUCGAGACCAGGGAUGAUGCUAAGUUUAUCAAGGACGGCUAGUCGCUCGAGAUUGACCGCGAACUUGUCAAGAGUUUUUGUCAAUGGACUCUGGUUUGGAAGAAGUUGCAAGUCCCUCA